Messenger RNA from Ornithorhynchus anatinus (platypus), 1011 nucleotides. Its product is annotated as vomeronasal type-1 receptor 40-like. Gene Ontology annotation, molecular function: pheromone receptor activity. The transcript has a single exon. Gene Ontology annotation, biological process: G protein-coupled receptor signaling pathway. Gene Ontology annotation, cellular component: membrane. The record is from RefSeq and is a predicted model, not a curated record. Lineage: Eukaryota; Metazoa; Chordata; Mammalia; Monotremata; Ornithorhynchidae. The coding region runs from base 1 to 1011 and encodes 336 amino acids.
AUGGACUUCAAUGACAAGGUGCGGGGCAUAUGCUUCCUCUUCCAGACAGGAGUGGCAAUUAUAGGGAACUCUCUUCUCCUUGUCCUCCAUGCCUGUGUAUUCCUCCUGGGCCAAAGACCUAAGCCCACAGACCUGAUCAUUGCUCACCUGUCCCUGGUUCAUGUCAUGAUGCUCCUCAUUAGGGUGGUCACUGUCACCAUGUCAUCUCUGGGACUGGACUUAAUCCAGACUAAUGUUGGCUGCAAGAUAUUUGCCUACAUGUACCGCAUCACCCGAAGCCUCUCCUUCAGCACCACCUGCCUCCUCAGUGUGGUCCAGGCCAUCACCAUGAGCCCCAGCAGCUCCCUCUGGGCCCAGCUCAAGCCUCUAGCCCCAAAGUGUGUCCUGCCAGCCUGUACCUUCUUUUGCAUCCUCAACUUGUUGACAGAGACCAACCUUCUCCUCCAAUUGUGCUUAGCACAUAAUGGGACCAGCCGGGAAAGAAGAUUCAAUGAUAACUACUGUUCCACUGUGCCCCUCAGCACUCCCCUCCUCUGGCUGUUUCUCACAUUCAAAUCUGUCCGUGACGUCUUCACCCUGGGGCUCAUGAGUUGCUCUAGCGGCUACAUGGUCCUUCUUCUCUACCAACACCGUCAGCAAACACUGCAUCUCCACAGCUCCUACCUCUCCCCAAAAAGUUCACCGGAGAGAAGAGCCACUCAAACUAUUUUGUUGCUGGUGAGCUUCUUUAUUGCCUUUUACUGUGCAGACUUUGUCCUUUUCUUGUUCCUGGGCACCUCCCUGAGAAAUGACUUUGUCCUAUUGAGUGCAAACAUGUUUGUGGUCAAUGGCUUUGCUACAGUCAGUCCCCUGGUGUUACUCAGCAGUCACCCCUGGCUCUCUAAAUUCUGGAUUUCCCUAAAUGAGAAGAAAAUCCCCCCACCUUGGCCCAGUCCCUGCUGUGGUCCCUGCUUCCACCUGAUGUUUGGGGUGUCCAGAAGAGAUGUCAGUCUGCCCACUUUGCCAGUCUAG